This is a messenger RNA of Chrysoperla carnea, 1226 nucleotides long. RefSeq names its product MRG/MORF4L-binding protein-like. The record is from RefSeq and is a predicted model, not a curated record. Lineage: Eukaryota; Metazoa; Arthropoda; Insecta; Neuroptera; Chrysopidae. Gene Ontology annotation, biological process: regulation of transcription by RNA polymerase II. Gene Ontology annotation, cellular component: nucleus; NuA4 histone acetyltransferase complex. The coding region runs from base 37 to 978 and encodes 313 amino acids. The transcript is spliced from 2 exons.
UUUUAUUAUAAAGUUUUUAGAAUUUUCUUAUUCGUAAUGAAAAAACCUAUCCAAGUAGAAGUAUUUGACGUUUCUAAUAUAAAAAUGUCUAAAGAAAAAUCAACAGACAUCGAUUUGGAUUAUGAAAUUCAAUUACUUUAUGCAAUGCAAGGCUUUAAGCCUGUUGGGAUCAGCAAACAUUUUCAAAUGUCGUGUAUCAUUGAACGAUUACAAGAGAACAUAGAGAAAACCGUGAACAGUAAAUCAAUAUGGGAACAUUUAAAUAAAUGGUACAAUUUACAACAAUUAAAUGAAAAUGAAAUAAUUCCAUUUCAAAAUCAAGAAAUUGAUUUUAAUCUACCGGAAGCAGAAUUUGGUGUAUUAAAACAAAAGAAAAGUACAAUUCCAGUCGUAAAAGCACCACCAGUCCCCAGUACACCAGAAAAACCACCUACACCAGUUGUAAGUCAGACAAAAGUCUCAUCAUCCACGCCUGCGGUUAGUAAAAAACCAACAGAACCCCCACCAAAAGAAACAACGGCAAAACCUGCGAGUACACCGCAAAAAGAAGAAACGAAAAAAGAAAUUCCCACACCAUCAAAUACGAAAAAUAGUUCAUCUCAGCGACGUGAUAGUUUCAGCCAAAAAGCUGAUCAAACAAAAAGUAGUACGGCGUCAGGAAAAAAAGAUUUUAAUCAACCUGGAAAUACAUCAGCAAAAAAAGUAAUUGAGAAACGAAGUGUUCAUACUAAAGGACGAAACCAAAGUACUCCAAAUGUUUCAUCUUCAAAGACGAAACAUUCAUCGAACGAAUUAGAAAAAAUUCGCGACCAUAAUAAAAACGAUAAAAAAGAAGAAGAUAACACUGCAUCAGUUAAAAGAACUACUCGUGGAUCUUUAAAACCUGAUGAUUCAGAAAGUUCCAAAAGUCAGAGUCCUUUAACAGUUAGUACACCAACCUCUUCUGGUGGAUCAGCACCAAAACGACGCAGAAUAUAGUAUUUUAUUGAAAUUGAUGACUCUGAUUCCGAUUAAAGUUUGUAAAUAUGAAUCUUGACAUUAAAGAUUUUAUCAAAAGUUCUAUUAUAUUAUCGAUAAAGUUUAUACGAAUAAAACGAAAUAGAAACAAAGUCGGCUACAGUGGAAAGUCGAAUUUUUAUUUUUGAAAUUAAAAAAAAAUUACCCUUUAAUAUAAAAAUUCAGUAACCGGUCUUGAAUAGAGAACUUGUAAAUUUUUUAAAUGAUGU